Lodderomyces elongisporus is the source of this 2628-nucleotide messenger RNA. RefSeq lists its product as uncharacterized. NCBI's taxonomy places the organism in Eukaryota, Fungi, Ascomycota, Pichiomycetes, Serinales, Debaryomycetaceae. Gene Ontology annotation, molecular function: GTPase binding. The transcript has a single exon. The coding region runs from base 1 to 2628 and encodes 875 amino acids. The record is from RefSeq and is a predicted model, not a curated record.
AUGAGUGCUUGGCUAGAUGCUACUCCGACAAUAGGUGCAAGUGUUGCUGGCUUUGGUGAUAAAUUGUCAAUACUAAGCAACAACUCAGACCCAUUAUUGCAACAGAUUAAAGCAAGUCGCAAAGCAUUGCAACUAGUUGAGUCCAGAAUUAGCAGCAGCAAUAAUAAUGAAGAAAAAGAAGAAAAAGAAGAAGAAGAAAAAGAAAAAGAAGGCAACGUUAAUAGCGAGCAGGCGUCCGAUUCAUUGCUUGUUCAAUUCUUUGAAAGCUCAUGCAAUGGCGAUCUAGUCACCAUGGAAAGUAUUUUGCGAACAUAUCCAGAGUUUGUAGACCGUUUAUAUCCCUUGGAACAAGCAGGUGUCACUGCACUUGUUUUUGCCAUUUGCUUCAGCAAUGAGGAUAUAGCAGAGUCAUUGCUUCAAAAUCACAACGCAAACCCCGAUCUCGCAGAUACACUUGUCAAUUAUACACCUUUGAUGUGGGCAGUUCAUUUAAACCAAUUGGACAUGGUGGAACUAUUACUCAAAUAUCAAGCAGACCCCUUUUUGUCACCGGAGAAAAGCAAUAAAAAUGCAGUAAAGCUAAUCAACCCAGAGAAUUAUGAAAUGGUUGAGUAUUUCAGAUCUCACAACUUAUUGGGCAAAGCCAACACAGACAGUGAAGAUUAUUACAAAAUCAACACAUUCAUUCCUCAAGAUGAGUUUGAGGAUGAUAUUCUGACAAAAUUAAAGUUACACACACUAUCGGGCACGGUUGAUGAGGAUAGAGACGGGGAAAGGGAAGGAGUAAGAUCAAAGUACGACCAGGAUACUCCUUUAGGUAAUGAGGACGAUGAAAGCGUGCUUGCGCUGGAUAUUAACCUAGCUCGACUACCAGAAUUUGAUUACAAGACUUUACAAUCUGAGCAGUAUAUACAAUUCACUGAUAGCGAUAUUCCCUCUUUGAUUAAUUAUAUGUUUGAUUUAAGACUGAAAACAACUUAUCAACACGAAACAAAACUUCCUGCAGCAAUACUAUUCCAAUUGGUCAGAUAUGCGUUUUUCAAGCUUGAAUCCGGGGAGCUUUCUGAAUUCUUGUUUGACUGUUUCACAGCAAGAUUACGAACUGUGACCAACACGAAAUCGGGAGCAUUCAACAUGGCAUUGCAAGAUAAUGAGUCGGCAUACGGUGCGGGAGAUAUUGUCCUCCUAAGCUACUGGCUUUCAUCAUUGCAAUUUUUGCAUUUUUACUUUAGCAAGUCAAACAUCUACAAACAUUUCCCACAGUUUUUACAAGAAAUCAUCAAUUUAAUUCAAUCAUUGAUUGCUACAUUAUCUUUUUCAAUCAACUCGCGAUUAAACUUACUAGUGGACCAAUGUAUUUUAAAUUUCACCAGUUUGAUUGAUGUGUCAAAUACGCUUUAUGCUAAGGAUUGGAACUUGUUCAAAAAGAACAAGUCACACCCAAACAAUUAUGAUGAUAUUUUAGCAACACUUUAUCCACCUACACAAGAAGAGCUAAUGAAACCUUCUCCAAUCAAGUAUACCCAAGUGCUUGGUGCGUUGGACUAUGUUUUAAAAAUCCACAAGGUGGAUAACUUGUUUAGAAUGCAAACCUACUCGCAAGUGUUUUACUAUAUAAACUGCGUCAUUUUUAAUAGCAUAAUCUCGCUGAGUCGGUACUGCACGCGCUCCAAAGCAGUCCAAAUAAGAUUAAAUUUAUCAUCAAUUGAAGAUUGGUUACGUUCCCAUAAUUUCCAAUGCCAAAGACCAGAACAUAUUGGAGGGUUACAAAAAUUGAUCCGUGGUACAAAUAUGGGCCAGGAGGAAGUGCAAACGUCACAAGAGUUGCAUAAUCUUUUGAUAGAUACCAACCCUCUUUUGCCCAAAAAAAAUCCACAAUGUUUGGAAUUCUAUUACGAUUCUUUGUUCCAUGUUUGCAAAUACCAAUUGCAACCUACGAUUGAGCUUCUCCAAUGGUUGCAAUGUAUGUCGUCGUUAAGUACCGAGGAAAGUUUGAUCAAUACGAUUAAUCAGUUUGACAGUAUUAAUUACUACCAACUUUUGAAGGUUAGCAACAAGCUUUACAAAUAUGAAGUGCAUGAACCCAGAUUACCGAAACCAUUGGUUAGCUUUAUCAAGUCACUUGUUAAUGAGCGCGGCGAGGAGCAAGUUGCAAAUUGUCUUCAACAUUAUAUGACGCAAUCGACAUUUUUAAGCAAAGAGAGAUUUAUUCUUUUGAACCCCAACUACAUAUAUGGAGUAGCUUUACCAAAUCUCACUGAGCUUAUUAGCAAUUAUGGGUCAGGUAUUGGUGGAACUCAUAUUUUGCGUGGAAAAAAGUAUCAACCUUCGUUACCAAUCAAGAUUAUUGACGAUAUAGAUGAGAUACUUGCUGAGAACAGAAGCAUGGAGGAAAAAGACGAGUAUACUCAAGCAACACCAGAUGAUUAUUCCGAAUCAGAAGAUCUUGGUGAAGUCGGCGAGGGUACUGAGCAAGAAUCAAAGAAUCCGGUAAAAGAGAGGUCAUCGUAUAAAGACGACGGUUUAAAAGGAGACGAGCUUUUCAAGCAUGUUCAAAAGCCGUACUCUUUGGCACAUAGAGAAUGGGGUGAUUCCAAAAAUGAUGAUUUCGAAACCAAUCCAUGGUAA